This is a messenger RNA of Ictalurus punctatus (channel catfish), 9915 nucleotides long. It is a transcript of the gene shroom3, whose product is annotated as shroom family member 3. The record is from RefSeq and is a predicted model, not a curated record. The transcript is spliced from 10 exons. Gene Ontology annotation, biological process: actin filament organization. Gene Ontology annotation, molecular function: actin filament binding. Lineage: Eukaryota; Metazoa; Chordata; Actinopteri; Siluriformes; Ictaluridae. The coding region runs from base 4147 to 9135 and encodes 1662 amino acids. Gene Ontology annotation, cellular component: apical plasma membrane; apical junction complex; adherens junction.
CAUUAUCAGCAGAAGGCAAUGACACUCACGGCCUCAGUACACACCACUCUAACAGGGCACACCUGGGCAGAAAGAAACACCUGUCGGUCAUAUAUCUGAUCACUUGAAACGUGGGUGGGUUCAAACAAAAGGCGCCGUGUUCUGAGUUGUUUACCGCAUCUAGAUGUAAAUAUCAGGAAAUUAACGCUGGAAUUCUGACCGAUCAUUUCAUAUUCAUCUUUUGUUCUCAAAUGUCUUCGUAGCAAUAACCACAGAAUUGGCCUCGCCGUUCAGAGGGGACUGCGUAUAAGAACCUCCGUGUGUAAAUACUCAAAUAGGCUGUGGUGUGUUGAUGGAGUGAUGAUUGAUCGGUAUUAACGGGCCCAAGAUGUGCCAAGAAAACACUCCCCACGCCGUUACACUACCUCCACCAGCCUGGACCGCUGACACGAGGCAGGUCGGGUCCAUGGAUUCAUGCCAUCGGGGCCGAAUUCUAACCUUACUGUCUGAGUGCCUCAGCAGAGAUUCAUCAGACCACGCUAUGUUUUCAAUGUCCGGUUUUGGCAGCCUCAGCUCUCUGUUCUUGGUCUUCUGCUGUUGUAGCUCAUCUGCCUCAAGGUUUGAUGUGUGCUGCUCACCACAGUUGUACAGAGUGUUUAUCUGAGCUACUCCGGCCUUCCUGUCAGCUCGAACCAGUGUGGCCGUUCCCCUGAGGCGUUUCCGUCCGCAGGAUUGCGGUGGAUGUUCGAUGGACGUUUUGUUUUGUUUUUAAUUUAAUUGCACCAUUCUGAGUAAACUCCAGAGACUGUUGUGUGUGAAAAUCCCUGGAGAUCAGCAGUUUUAGAAAUACUCAGACCAGCCCGUCUGGCACCGACAGUCGCACCACGGUCAAGACCACCGAGCUCACGCUUCCCCCCCUCGUUCUGAUGGUUGACGUGACCGUUACUCGAAGCUGCCGGCCCGUGUACGCACGAGUUUAUGCGUUGCACUGCUGCCGCCUGAUUGGCUGCUUAGAUAACAGCAGGAACGAGUAGGUGUACAGGUGUUCCUGAUCAAGUGGGAAAAAUUCAAACCAAGUGAAUAAAGUGGAAUUUCAGCUGCCUGAAAUGUGAACGUAAACUCGUGUGUGUAUUUGCACGGGUGCAGCGUGAGGUAACAGGAGGCCUCUGUACUCCAAAACACAGGCUCCACCAAUCCACACUCAGUGUGUGUGUGUGUGUGUGUGUGUGUGUGUGUGUGUGUGUGUGUGUGUUGCUACCUUAGCAGCAGUCACAGCACACAAUGGUGCAUAGUUGGGGACAGGUGCAGUAUAGAGCAGGUGCUCAAGGCACAAACAUAAACAUGCGUGCACACACACACACACACACACACACACACUAGGAUUGUGUUUUUGUGGAAGGGAAUGUGGGCUCGUACUUGUGUGUUCACUCGGAAUGUUUCUCCCGUCCUGUUCACCUGUUCAUUAGUCACUAAGACGUGAUGUUUACCCGUCUCUAUACGGUUUCGCGUCCUCGUCCUCUUUCUCUCGUUUGUGUCUAUUCCCCAUCUGCCUUUCGCGUCCAGGUGUACACCGUCCCUCCUGUUCGCCGUGUACUCGUACGAAUGACGUUCUUGUGUGCUUUAAAGCACAGGAUUCUGUCGUGAAGUUAGAUUCCUACUGUGUCGCGUGUCAGAAUAUUCACAGCUAAAGGAAGAAGAAGCUGUCAUUUCCAUCCAAAGCAUCAAGCGAACGUCAGCAUGAGAAAAUGGGAGGAGUUUCACGUGGUUCCGUCAGACAUGCGACUCGAUGAUGUCAUCAGAAGAGCACUAGCCACGCACGCAGUCCCGGGCAGCUGUUCGGAUCUCUUCAUUUCGUCAUCAGUGCAGACAUGACGAGCGUUUCUUAACAGUUCCUGUAGUUACACUCUCAGGGAAAUAGUGUGUGAGAAGAGAGAACCGACUUGAACACUAGACCUGGAAAACAUAUUUGGGCAGAGAUUUGUAAACACACACACACACACACACACACACACACACACACACACAAAAGCAUUGUUGCAUUGAACAACUCUUUAAAAAGCCUGUUCCGAAAGAGCGCUGUGUACAUUAAGAGGCGAAGGGGCUGGUGCUCAGGGAACCGCAUCCACCCCAUACUGCACAGUAAGGACAAAGAAUAAAUCCAUCAGCUAACUCACCAGGCAAGUGUGAGCACCAGCGUACUUGCCCAUUGUCAUGUUCUGGUUGCCUGGAAAGCUCAGUGACCGAGCUAAAAAAAAAAAAAGUAGUAUUUAACAUAAUCUAAUGAAGUUAUGGGCAGCUAGUGAGCUAGUUAAUGCUUUUAAUUCAACACAAUACAAAACUUUUAUACGUGGAGUAAUCAAUGUUCUCGCAGAAGCGUAUGCUGCGUAGCAACGCUUCAAACUUCCAAUCCAACGCUCCGCGUGUCACCUUCUGCACUAGCGUGAACAAUCAUUUUGCCUCUUUUUUAAUUAUUAUUAUUAUUAUUUGUUUUCCAUAUCGAGCGUCGACCGUUUCGUGCGUCAUUAGACGUACCGCACUCAUGAACCUUCCCUUCUAUGCACACGCAAUCAAGUCACGCCGUAACACGGUACGGUAAAGAGAUCACAGCUCCGGACCACGACGGAAGACACGCGUCAUAGGUUAUAUGGUUACGCGGCCUCGUUAUAAGCAUUAAAAAGAGCUCCGUGGUAGCUUUCGGACGACACCAGCCCCACGCCGCUGCGAUGUGCAGUGCCCGAGAAAGACUGGUGAAGUCGGGUACUUUAACCAGCUUCAGAGCUCUGUUAACAGUUAAAAAUGACUCCUCGGGUGCCGCUGCUGUGGAGCUCAUUAUACUUCACCUGAUCAUUUCCCCCAGAGACUUUGUUUAUUCGAUCCAAUUUUUUAGGGUCAGAAUUUAUACAUUUGAUUAUUUAUUUGUAAGAUAUCGUGAACCUGUAGUUCAUUUUGCUUAAAUAUCUGUAUUUAUCAGGAGUACAGUUCAUUUCCUUCACCUGGUUGUUGAACGUACUUAACUGGGCAGCUACAAAUAAGAAGGAUUUAAAACGCCGUGAACAGACGUGAGACGUGUUUGUCCUGGGCACCCGGGCUGCUUAUUUAUCCCCCCUUAUUGCUUCUGUAGUAAAAAAUCUGGAAAUCCUGAAAGUGCUACAACUCGCCCAGGAUUAACAAGGUCAUGAAACGAGAUUCAGCUCAUGAUGGACUUUAUACGGAUUCAGAGAAACACGGCGACGGGGUUGGAUUUAGAUCCGUUUCGUACGAAUAAAGUCGACCCGACGUCCACGAUGACGAGCGACAAAACGCGAUCGAGUGUGGGGUGUACUUAUUUUUUCACACGACCGUAUACUAGAGAGAAAAACCCUGGGGAUGUAGACCAAACGCGGCAAGGUCGAGGACGUCGUUUAUUUCCAUAGUGUGUAUUCUGAAACGUGCAGAGGUGCAGAAAACACUUACGUCGUGCGCAAAUGUAAAAGGAGCGUAAAAUAAACGGAAAGCUCCCCAAACAGAGGAGGGGAACGGAGAAGAGGGCGAGACGGUGGAGACCGUCCGAGAGAACCGGAGAGAUGUGUAACCUGCCCCGUGACAUCACCGACAUGGUUUCCAGGCAUGCACGCUGAUUGGCUGAGGGGAGGGAAGUAAUUCGAUUCCCUUCUCAAUCCACUGUGUUGUGUUCGGGGAUAGAGAGGUAGACAGAGGGAAAGAAACGGAGGAAGAAAGACACAGAGGAUGUUGGUCAGUCUUUAUCAGGGUUUUGGACAGAUAGUAUCUGGGACUUCUUCGUGUUUAUAUUAAGCUUGCGCCUAAAAAGUGUGCGCGCCAGCGAGAAGCAGCUGGAGAUCCGAGUUAGCCGCGGAACCGUUUCGCCCGGUGGUGUAAAGUUCACUCUCCAGCUGAUUUGUUGUUUUUGGCUCACGUUUUCAUUUUGCGGAGAAAACAAAAGAAAAAUAAAGGAGUACCACUCCCUGAGACACCUGAUCUGAGAGAGAGCAGUGUGCAGAUUUAUGCUGUAGUGAGUCCCUUACGGCGUCACCUUGCCAUCGAGCCCAUACAGACCGAUGCAGCGGAGGAGUUCAGAUACGCAUCAAACACAGGGGCAGUGAGCCUGGGUCCCGUCCCCAUUCCUGGCACUCCACUAAGCUGGGUGAAGGCCCUCUGGACUCUGACAGCAUGAUGCAGAUAUCCCAGGGUGCCAUGGGGGCUCCCUGGCACCAAAGCUACCAUGGCAGUGCCUCCACCACAGACCUGUCAGGUUAUGAUGCAGUAUUUCUGAGGAAAAGUCCAGACCAGUACAGUUCAAGGGGAAGCAUGGAGAGUCUAGAUCAUUCACACCCUGCUUACAGUUCCUGCAAUCAACUGUCGGUCUCCAAAUCCUCCAAUAGCAUUGACCAUCUGCACAGCAAACGUGAUUCUGCAUACAGUUCCUUCUCUACCAGCUCAAGUAUCCCAGAAUACCUUGCAGCUGGGCCAACGUUCAGCAAGGAACGGUCAUACUCCAUGGACAGUGUUCCUCAACAUAGAACUGCAGAGGGCAUGCAUCAGGCAGAUAUUCACUAUGUCCACACCGUCUAUGACUCUCAAAAGGGCAUGUCUGCAGAGCAUGAGGUCCUUUCUACAGCAAUCCUAAAAACUAAUGAAAGCAAAGCACAUCCGUCUAGAUGUGGAAGCGUACAGGGCAGGGGUUGUCACCGUUCUAACAGUACCAGUGGCAGUAGCAGCAGCAGUGUAAGUAGUGGUUGUGGUACAGUCACGUCUCAUCGUCACAGUGCAGGACCAGUAUGGGGCCAAACACACAAUGGCAGCUCUUAUGAAAACCUGAAGGGGGCACCUUCACCUCCCUUACGCAGUGACAGCUAUGCAGCCACCCGGAACCAUGAGCGGCCCAGCUCAUGGUCCAGUCUUGAGCAGGCUCGGUCUUUACGGGCUCUUCACAAGGGUUCUUGGCAUCACUCCAGUGGCUCUGUGGCAUCAGGAAAAUCAUCCUUUGGAAUAGAGGGACAACUUCACACUGUAAUUGAAAAGAGUCCUGAGAGUAGCCCGACGAUUAAACCCAAACAAAGCCUUCCACCUUUAUCACAGCCUGGAUCAGCCAUGUUGCCUACUGGCAUCUACCCUGUUCCACUGCCAGAGCCCCAUUUUGCACAGAUACCAACAACAAACCCCAGCUCUAGUAGUGUGUACCCAGCACUUGCCAAGGAGAGUAAACCCAUCCCUCAAAAAGAACACUAUGGAGAAGAUUCUGGUGUUAGGAUGGCAGCAGAAAACGGAUACCAAAGCAAUGCUUCCUACUCCUGUUCUGUCCAGUCUCUUGUUUCCCCACAACCUAAACAACCAAACCAGGUGAAAGAUGACCCUCAGACCAAAUGUGUCUUUUACAGGUCUCAUUUCCAAACACAGGGGUCCAAGUCCCCAGGGUUGCCCCUAGGCCUUGAAAGAAAGGACCCUUACACCCCUGUUCAGCCAAGGCGAGAGAAACCCAGAUACUCACAUGGCAUGGAUAUUAUGGAAUCUUACAGACAACACAGAGAGGAAGAGCUAAGCAGAUGCCAAGAACAGAAUGUCCAUCCACAACCAUUUUACUCAUCAUGUGAACUUUUACAACAACAUGCCCAACCUCAAGGAAGUGAUCAAAGAAUCAACACUUCAGGUAGGUUCCACAAUGAAUCCGGCACCUAUCAACAGAGGGACCAAGAUCUGGAUCAUCCACUAACCCGACUUGAGAAUGCACUUGCAGAGGUCCAGAGAUGUGCUAGCCCACAGAGCACUACUAGCCAUUGCAGCGUCCAAAGUGAACGUAGCAUGUCAGUAAUGGAGAAAGUCAGUCACUUUGAGAGGCAGCAGACCAAACCACGUAGUCACAGUCACAGCCUCUGCAAUUAUAGCUCCUCUGUUGGUCCAAGUCAGGCUACCCACAGUGCCAAGAGGCCCCUGUCUGGGCUGAAAGAUCUGCAAAAAGGGUAUGUCCCGCAAGGGAGAAGUUGGAGUACCGGCCAUGAGGGAAAUGCAGAAUCAUCACAGGACCUGCAGCCAAGGUACGUGAGCACUGAUCAAGCUGAGCAUAGGAAGUCACAUGACCUACACCGAAGCAAGAGUUCUUUCCAACUCAAUGAGGAAAAUGGCAAAGACUUUCAUAGGAGCAAGAGCACUUUUCAUCUUGAGGAAAAGAGCAAAGACAUCCAAUGGAAAGAAGACCAUCAGGAUACCUUAGGCACCGUUCCUGACACCACCUUUACUCGAGCAUACAGAGAUAGCAUCAAGGAUGCUCAGUCCAAGGUGCUGAGAUCCACUUCAUUCCGAAGACGAGACUUGAGCAUAAACCCUCCUCCUGUGCCUGUGAAGCACAUGUCCCUGGAUAGGAAGGGACACAAUAUAAGCCCCAAACUCACCUCUUCUCCACACACUCCUAAAGAACGCCAUGUUAUUCCUGUUGAGCUACCAGACAAGACCAGUGCUCCUGAGCUUCCAAGAAUCCCUCCUGUAGGGCCUCCAGUUGUGCGAAUAUGUGGACGAAAGCGACUGACCAUGGAACAAAAGAAAAUGUCAUACUCUGAGCCAGAGAACAUUCAUGAGGUUGGAGUUUCUGAUCAAGAGUCUGGCUUAUGUCAAAAGAAGGCACCACUUCAAUUCCAGCUUCCUGAGACAAGUGUUGCAGAUCGACGAAGGAUGUUUGAACUUGUAGCUACUCGUAGUGCAGGUACCAAAUUAGCCACCUCAAGACCUGAGUUAAAGCAGAUGCAGCAAGAUGCUUUGGCUGAUUAUGUGGAGCGCAAGACUGGUCGACGGAUGGACGGGCGUCCUCAUCGUCCUCAUAGUGCCUACAUGCAAUCGACUUCCUGUUCCUCCAUAGACUCACAAAGCCGAACCUCCACCACUAGCAUGGGCUGUCUUCAGGAGCCAGGACGAGAGGGUAUCUCUGAGGAUAACUGCCAGCCGUUCACUAUUACAGCCAAUACACAAUAUCCCGUGCACACUAACAGGAACACCCAAACUCAGACUCAAUCUGAAAUCUAUCAGUCUGCCUUUAGACCACAGAGUGCAGAACCACAGAAACCAGAAAGGCAAGCAAAGAGAACCAUUCCAGGCCAUGUUCCAUGUCCAACCUGGGCUCCCCUCCCCAAUGCCCCUGCUAGCCAAAGCUUGGAUGAAGUUUUUGGAAGACCUGUUCCAGCCAGAAGCUCAGGGAAAUCAGCUUCAGCAGAGGACCUCUUGGAUCGCAAUCAAGGUCGUCCUGUUUCUCAGCACUUCAGAUCAAAAUCCUCUCCAGCUGUGGAGAACUACAACAUGGAUGUCUUGGCUGGAGACCUCAGAUUGUUCGGGAGUGUUUCUAAAGAAAACAGGCUGUCAGGGAAUGUGGGACCUGAGGUCACACAAAAGUCAUCAAGUGAAGUUGGUCUGGAGCAGAGCUGUCUGCUGAACCCAGGUCUGAAUCAGCUGAACCCGCCCGUGAUAAGGAGGGAACGACAGCGCCACUCGGACCGACCCCGAUCCCACAGCGCCUCAGGCCUGGCAGCUUCUGUCGGACUGCCCUGUCCUUUCUCCUCUUCAGAGUGGCAGAGUACCAACAAGGCACAGUGCCAACCCAACCUAGAUUCCAUCACUUUCCCAGGCACCGUCCCUGAAAAUCGAACGAGUUCGUUGUCAGGAACGGACGAUCAAAAUUCUGCCGAUGCGAACCGUUCCGAAGACGCUCCGAACGACUCUGGGAAGACAGCCCAUGACCUUUCACUUCCACACCAAGAAGAUGCAGAGUCACUCACGUCUUUCUCUUUCAACCCACGCCAUUCUGAAUCGCCCACUUCUCCCAAACGAUCCACCUCUCCCAUAAGGUCCCUCACCUCUCUGCGGAUCUCAGAGUCCAGUACCGGCUUCGCCUCAACUGCAACUGUUUCACAGGGGGAUGAUGAGGUGUUUUUGUCUCCAACCUCUCCACCACUACACCCACUGUCAAGAAGAGAAGGAAACUCCUCAGAGGAACCUCCGUUUCCCUACCCGCUGACCCAGCCUCAAGUAAAGGAAGAGGCACUUGACGUCACAGUGCCUCAAGAAUCACAAAAUCUAAACAGCGUCUUUGAGCAUCCGUCUGUCACAAAUGCCCACCGAGACAGAGACGUUCGUCAGCUGCGUAACCUCUCGUCCCUGUCAGGAACCUCUGAGCGGGAUAUCACCAGCGUCGCUGCUGUGACCUCUGAAGCUGAGGCAGAAGAGCUUGCAGAAAGCCCUGAGUUUCCAUUGCUGGCCAGGAGGGAGCGCACGGAGGCAGAAGUGCGGGUGGAGACUCUGGCUCGGGAGCUGGCGUGCCGAGACGAGGCACUUGCUCCUCUUCUGAACAUCUGGGCAAGCACCACUAUGUUGGACUUGAUGGAGGACAUCUUUCCCUCCUGCUCAUCUGCUCUAUGGCACCAAGCGAAGAAUAGCAGCAGUCAUGCAGGUGACAGUGCUCAGAAUGCGGUGUGUGUUGCUCCUGAGGCUCAUGUGAAAGCUGUUCAUGGACAGAUGGAGACUGAUCUGGACAAAGAAGAAUCCAAUUUGAAUGAGAAGAAGGUGGCGCUCCUGCAGGCUCUGACCGUGAGCUUAGAGGCGUUGCGGAUGGAGAGAGAGAGACUGGUCGAGGAGCAGCUGUGCUACAGUGCUCUGGGCUGCAGGAUAGAGGCGCUGGUGCAGGAGCACUGCAAACCCAACGAGAGUGAGAAGUACCGUAUGUUUAUCGGCGACUUAGAAAAAAUCGUCAACCUCCUGCUUUCUCUGAGCGGACGUCUGGCACGUGUGGAGAACGCCCUUAACGCCCUGCAGGGGGAGCCAGAGAAGGGAAGCACGGACGAGAGGGCAUCCUUGCAGCAGAAACAAAGUCAGCUGCGCAGUCAACAGGAAGACGCACGUGAGCUGAAAGAGAACCUGGACCGACGUGAGCGCAUCGUGCUCCAGUUCCUGGGCGGCUAUCUGAACACCGCGCAACUGCACGACUACCGGCGCUACAUCCGCGCCAAACCGGCGCUGCUCAUCCGCCAGCGCCACCUGGACGAACUCAUCCGCCAGGGAGAGGAGCAACUCUGCAGACUGACCGAGAACACGAACCCCGAGCUCAAUCCGCAAGCGAGCUCCACCCCCUCUCCGUGUAGCGAUUCCAACUCGCCGCGACCGACCACUGUGACCUCGCUCUGACUGUCCGUUAGCCCUGAAAGCUGCCGAGUAGAAAAAAAACACGACCGUGAGAGUUAGAACGAGAGAGAGAGAGAGAAUGUUAUUAACACUCCAUCACCACUCACCCGUGGGGAAGUGCCUUAAGUGAAGGAAUUCAAAACAACACGAAGGACAAUGCUAGCGCACGCUUCACGAAGUGUCAGUAGAUCUGUUAGAUACUACACGCCAUACAACGCCACCGUGUGCCUGUCUUUCUCUAUCCGUAAAAGGGUUUUCCUGCUCCUGACGCGAUUCAGAAUCGACAGUGACGCUGUGGCCUCACGUCCACGCAGACACACAGUUCAUUACGUGAAGCUACCGCUAAAAUGAAAACCGAGAACGGGCUUCAAGUUCCCUUUUCUCCAGCUCAGAGGCGCUCAGCCAGAGCGUGUGAACAUUAUUUAUCAAUAUUCCCCACAGGAGCGUGUGUACUGCGUAAGAGUUCACAGAGCAGAGCUGGCACAGUCGUAAGACGUUCGUUUUCUCUAAAAAUGCACGUCCGCGACCGCGACUACGUUGCGUCCAUAUACGUCACUUCUAGUCUCGCUGAACAUAAUUGUGGAAAAAAAUUAAUAAAUAAUAAAUCUAACAAAAGAAACCACACAAGCUAAACCUGAAGUAUUUCUCUAAUGAUAGGUUGCAUACAUGUUGGAAAUCUGAUCUGUGUGCAGUUUUCGGUGUGACCUGUGGUACAGGGGUAACGCCUGUUCGAGCUAAUUGUACAGCACUUUGAAAAGAAAAGAAAUAAAUUUUUUAAAAAGG